Molecule: messenger RNA, 2058 nt
Organism: Phytophthora sojae
Lineage: Eukaryota; Oomycota; Peronosporomycetes; Peronosporales; Peronosporaceae
Exons: 4
Coding region: 1-2058 (685 amino acids)
Source: RefSeq, a predicted model, not a curated record
AUGACGGAUACCAGCAAUGUAGAGCGGCGCCUUACGGCUGACGCUCUCAGCUCUUUUCGAGCUAUUGACAAGAAAGGGAUUCGAGGCUUCCUAGAGGGGGGCGUCUUCAGGUUGUCGACUCCACUCGCAUGUGCUGAACAUUGUGUUGCAGACCCUUUGUGUCUUUCGUUCGACUUCGAGACCGUCUCGUUGGACUGCUACAUUUCUCACACGGAUCGCUACGCGCACCCAGAGGCAUAUCUCGACUUCCCGACAGGCGUGUACUACGAAUGGCAGGGGGUCGUGGACGCUCCUGAAAUUGAGCCGAGUGGUGGUCUAGUCAACACUCAAAUCGUCGUCCGAUUGCUCACAGCGAAGCUAGGGGCUGCGCUUCAUUACCAAGUCAUUCCUUCUACUGAGCUAGCGAGUAGAAAUCUCACCGCCUCGGAUCUUUUCGGAGCCGGCCAAAACUUCAGUAUCGCUGCGAGUGGAGAUGUCAUUACCCUUCCGACAUAUUCGUGCAAGCUUUUCGCUAUUGCGGUCAAAGAAGGAAUGGACGAUAGCACGCUCAUUGUCUCGAACGAGUACCAGAUCUUCCCGUCAAAAUACGUCUACCUAGUGCCAUACUUCAAUGGCGAGUAUCACGGGCGCGUGGCACGAAUAGAGCUGGACUCGAAGGGGAAGAAGCGUCCGCGUCCUGCUCGAUUCCUUGAGUUUAGCGAUUACGAGACUCCGAACGGCGUCGGCCCCUACGACAACCAGGUCGACGUGAUCGAUAUGGCGGCUUUGGAUCUAGUUUUCAAGGGAUUCUACAGUGGAUUUACGGCCUUAUCAAAGGCAACAUUCGUGAACGAGACUUACGUCGUGCCAGCUGCAGACGACCCGAAUUACAACACAACCGAAUGGCGACUGGCAUUGAAGGCACAAUACACGCCUUCCACCUCCCACUCUGGCUUUGGGAUCCCCGCAGAAAUAGAACAACAUGUCGAGUACCUGUACUUGGUACCGUUCUACAACGGAACCAUCUACGCGUCCAAAGUGCUUCGCGUCAUGGCUCUUACGUUUGCUUCAGCAACCCCUAUCGUGGAAACUCUUGACGUUGGUAGUCUGGAUAAAAGCCUAAAGGGAUUCGGGUCGUCUUUCACGGUUGGUUCCUACGGAUAUUUGGUACCACGAGAAAACGAAUUUGGAUUGUUUGGGAAGCUCGUACGCUUUCGGGUUGAUAACUUUGCGGCAUCAAGUGUCGAGGUAUUGGAUUUAGCGGCAAUCGAUCCACGCUACGUGGGCUUCAGCAGCGCAUUUACAUGCGAUGAGCUGACGAUGAACUUGCGCGAAUUUCCUGUGUCGAAUUCUGGCCUGGUUGUUCGAAUCGACUUGAGCACAUUUCGGGUUACGGGUAGUCUUGAUCUUGCCGCAGUGCAUCCAUAUCUUUGCGGCUUCAGCGGAGCUGUUACAGUGACCCAUUUUGCCUACUUUGUUCCAUACAUGCGCGUCAAGGCCCCUGACUCGCAAGAGCUAAACCCGUACUCAGGCCUAGUCGGUCGUGUCGAUCUGCGAGAUUUCUCGUCCGUGCAGUAUCUCAACCUAACUGCCGUGGACAGCGGUCUGCGUGGGUUCAAGAAAGGGUUUGCCUAUCGCCAAUACGUAUUUCUGGUACCUCACCGCUCAUCGUUCUACGACACAUCGAAGCCAACGCAAUCGGGCAAAGUUGCUCGGAUUGAUACCAACGAUUUCUCUUCAAGCGGCGUGUCAUUCCUAGAUUUGACGACGGCACUGCGCAGUCAAGUGCCUGACUUUGCGGAUAGUGACUUGCGAGGAUUCAACGGAGGCGUGGUGUCAGGGAAAUACGGCUUCUUUGUGCCAUAUUUCAACGGAGCAACGUUUUCAGGGAAGGUUUGCCGGAUCAAUCUCGACAAGUUCGACGAGGUACAAACACUCGACUUGACACAACUUGAUAACAGAUUGCGUGGAUUUGCGGACGGAAUUCUCUCUCGGGUGGAAGAAACUCUGGAGGCGAACUUGUUCGAUGAGUUCCAGAUUCGUCUAGGAACUACUGUCCCCUACGAUUACCAUUACUAA